Messenger RNA from Drosophila serrata, 649 nucleotides. RefSeq names its product mitochondrial ribosomal protein L11 (gene mRpL11). Gene Ontology annotation, cellular component: ribosome; mitochondrial large ribosomal subunit. Gene Ontology annotation, molecular function: large ribosomal subunit rRNA binding; structural constituent of ribosome. NCBI's taxonomy places the organism in Eukaryota, Metazoa, Arthropoda, Insecta, Diptera, Drosophilidae. Gene Ontology annotation, biological process: translation. The record is from RefSeq and is a predicted model, not a curated record.
AUCAAUUAAAAUGUCCAAGGCGGCAGGCAAACUGAAAUCCCUGAAGAAGACAGUGGAGCGAGUGACACACACGAGCAAACUGAGAACGAAUAUACCCGCAGGAAUGGCAGCCGCAGGUCCCCCCUUGGGUCCCAUGUUGGGACAGCGCGCCAUUAAUAUAGCUGCCUUUUGCAAGGACUUCAACGCCAAGACAGCGGAAAUGAAGGAGGGCGUGCCUCUGCCCUGCAGGAUUUCCGUGAACAGCGAUCGCAGCUACGACCUGGUCAUACAUCAUCCACCGGCCACCUUUUUCCUGAAACAAGCGGCUGGCCUGCAGAGGGGCACUAUGACGCCUGGCAAGGAGGUGGCCGGCAUGAUCACGCUGAAGCAUUUGUACGAAAUAGCCGCCAUCAAGAUUCAGGAUCCGCCAAAUGCCCUGCUCACUAUGGAGCAAAUGUGCGUGAUGCUAAUUAGCAUUGCCCGGACCUGUGGCAUCAAGGUGGUCAGAGACAUCGAUCCGGCGGCCUAUGGCGAGUUUCUGGAGGAGCGAAAACUUAUUGUGGAGCAGCAGAGACGCGAGUUGCGAAAGAGAGAGGCCAAAAUGUUACGCACGGGUUAAGUUUACUAAGAGCUUUGUUUUUAUUUCUUAAAAAUAUACUUAAAAAGAAGA